This is a messenger RNA of Astrephomene gubernaculifera, 4918 nucleotides long. Lineage: Eukaryota; Viridiplantae; Chlorophyta; Chlorophyceae; Chlamydomonadales; Astrephomenaceae. The record is from the annotation of a GenBank genome assembly.
AUCCUUACUCGGCGAUGGUCGCUCGGCUGCUGGAGGACACCUAGAAGCUUGUGAAAAGUCACCUACAGCAUGCACAGCUUCCGGACGUCCAGCUGGCAUCCGCUCCGUAUCUGGUACUGCUGCCGGGGCUACCGGGGAUGCCAUCUGCGGCCCUGCAGAGGAGCCGCAGUCCGGCGAGGUUGGCGCUUCCUUCACAGACCCGGCUGGGGUCACCAUCAGUAGUUCCAGCCAUGUCGCAAACGAUGGCACUGUUCUCGGCUCCACCGCUGCUGUGGGUGUUCUUGGAGAUGCCACACCGGACCUCAGCACAGGCACCACCGCAACGUGUCCUCCCGCCAGCUCCAAUGCAAGCCUCAGCAGCAGUGGAACUGCCUCGGAGGCGCCAGCUCAAGCCGACACGGCAAGUGCUCCCAGCUCCUUACCUGACGCAGCCAUUGCGGCAGGCACGGCCAUGACGACGGUCGGUGUGACUUCCCCAGCCGAUGCAGCAGCGCCUGCAGAUGCGGCAUCAGCCCGAAACGCUGCUGCUGCAGCAGCAGCAUCCCAGGACGCCGCCGUAGUUGCAUCAUCAUCAGCACAAGCAGCAGCAGCAGCACAACUCACUUCAUCCUCAAGUACGGACGGGGCUGCUAGUCCUGAGCCCCCCACCGGCCUCGUAAGCCGGCGGUCCACCAUCAUCGCCAUCGACGGUGCUCCGGGUCCUGGUCCGGCAGGCCUGCUCACGUCCUCGGGCCCUAUGCCUUUCGUCCCCAUCAUGCGCCCCUUCCGCAGCAGCCUGACCAGCAGCAACGGCAGGGGCAGCAGCCGAAGCGACUGCAGGAGCCCAAGCGGCUCCCACAACGCUAGCGGCAGCGCGGACAGCACCUCCGCCGGGCACCUUGACUCCCCCCAGCUGCCGCGGCGGGUGGCCUCGCCGGCACUCAAGGACACCGCCAGCCGACCCGGGGGCCCUCGGAGCCCGGUACAUCGAGUCAUGCUGCAGUUUGAUGGGCCCCGGGCCAGCACGCGUGCCGGCCCCACGGCUGGCAAUAACAACAACAACAACAACAACAGCGGCAGCAACAUAAAUAGCAACAACAACGGCGGCGCGGCUGCUGACCGGGGAGGUGCUGCUGCAACCACCGCCGCCGCACCUGCGGCGGCUGCUGUCGCCGCCACGGCCCCCGCUGCUCCCGCUGCGGCGGCUCCUGAAGAGGGGUCCUACGUGUUGCUCCUUCGAGGCGGCAUACCCGUCAUUUGCGGCCCGCCGCCGCCCAGUCAGUCGGGGCACAGCGCUGGCAACCAAGCCUCUGCUACCUCGCCUCCGCCGGCUUCCGUUCACACGCAGCGGUUACCCUCCCCGGACGGCCCUCACCGACCCCAGCAGCAGCAGCAGCAGGUACCGAUACGGCGGCAGCAGCAUGAAGAGCAGGCGCAGCAGCAGUCGCAUGGGCAGCGGCAGGUGCACCAGGAGCAGCAGCCGCAGCAGCCACACCAACAACUGCAUGAGCAGCAGCGGCACCCGCGCCCGGACCCCCUGUGCGGCUCCAAGGGCAGGGUGAGCGGCGGGGGCAUGCAGCCAGGCGCGAGGAGCGGCGGUGGCAAGGUGGCAGCCGCGUGGUCAUUGGAGGAGUCCCGACGAGCGCCGUUGCAGGGUGCUGCCGCCGCCUGUGAACACCCGCGAACGGAGGGCCGAGAUCCCGAACCCGGCCGUGGCGGCAAGCUGCAGCCCCUGUCGUCCAUACGCGCAGCCGCCGCCCAGCUGUCAGCUCGGCUUGAGCAGCUGCUGAAGCCAGUGGGCCGCCCGCGAUCCAGUCAGCAUCCGUUGGAUCGUAGCUCGUUAUCAUCUCCGCCCUGCAUGCAGCACAACCCCACAUCCGUCACGGCACCGGGAGGCAUAGUGGGCUGUGGCUCCAGCGCCUGGGCAAACGACUGGCGGUUACGUCGCAGGGCACAAAGCCUGCCGCAGAUUGGUCUGGAGGCGAUCGGGCGCGGUCAGCAGCUGCGCUUGCCCGCUCUACCGUCGGCAAAGUCCGUGGCUAAAGCAGCAGCAGCUGCGGCUGCUGCUGCUGCGGCGGGCCAUGCAGCAACUACCGGUGCUGCAGUGCAGCCGCCAGUUGCAGCAGAUGGUUGCAAGGACGCCGUCAUUUCGGCUGUCGCGGUGGUGACUGUCCCUUCCGCCCGGGCCGCUGGUCGGGCUGGAGGCGAGCACUCCGGGGGUGGCAUGGCGCAUGCCUGCAGCGGGGGCGGCGCAGGAGACGGCAACAGCUCGGGCGGCUCCCGCGCCAGCGUCCCGGCAGUGGUUGCUGUACCGCCACGACUGCUAGAGCUACCGGUACGUCGUCGGCCGCCGCCGCUGUCACCUCACGGCGGCUUGCCGCGUCGGGGAUCGCCCUUCGGCGGCGGCGCCGGCGGCGGUGCGCUGCUUGGCGGCCACCCUAGCUUCCUGUCGCGUGCGGACAGACAGCAGCAGAACACACGCUUUGAGGGGCACUCCCUCUCGCUCGCAGGCACCGGCACCGGAGACGGCAGCAGCGGUGGCAGCGGCGGGGAUCAGCGGCCGAGGCAGUGCGGUAGCCGGGGCUCGGGUCCGCCGCUUGCUGUCGAGGACAGCUGCAAGAGCGUGGGAUCGAGCACCGGUUGCUCGGAUUCCGGACUGCCGAGGAAUCUCAGUCAGCGUUCGGGGCCGCAAACCGGCCCAGCGGCCUUCCCAGCGGGUCGGCCUAAGGAGCGCCUGCCGCCGCGUCAGGCGGCCUCAAGGGUACGGCCGCAGCCGCUGCGGCUGUUCUCGUCGACUGACGGCGGUGACUCGCCGCAAGCGGAGGAACGCACGCAGCCAGCGGGGCCGUCGUGCGGGUUAUCCGCUGGGGGCACAGCGUACGGCGGCGGUAAGCCGGCGGCAGUUACCGGGGCGGCCGCGGCGGGGGCCGGGGCUGGGGCUGUAACUGACAUGCCUGAGGAGUCGAGUAGUAGAGACAACCAACGGAUAGCUGGGGUGGCGGAUGGGGCGGGGUCGUCGGUGCUGCCAUCCCUGCAUGGCAACUCCCCGCACGCAGACGGGCACAACAAGAUCAAUAAGGGCGCCGUACAGCCCCGCGCACGUUUCGCCGUACAGCAGCGAGGUCAGCAGGGCGACCGCGGGCACCACCAGGGGGCGGACGGCCCCGCGCGGGGACCACUGCAGGCUCGGUCCAUGGACGCGAUAUCGGGCAGCGGGGAGGGAAGCACUGGGGGAGCGUCGACGGGCGCGGAUGCUGGCAGCAGCCCGGUUGUGGCGGCUUCAGGGCUGUCUAUCAGCAAGUCCGUGCCUGACCUGAGGCCCUACGUGCGGCGCAAAGCCGGCGCGGCCCUUGCAAGCGCUGCCUCGCCCGUGACAACGUCUGGGCGCAGCAGCAGCAGCAGCAACGGCAACAACAACACUAGCAACUCUGCCAAGCCCAGUGGUCUCCUUUUACCGUCUUUGGUGAAUCAAAAUGCGACCCGCCCCGCGUCCAGAUCGGGGUCAACCGUUUCGGCCCCACUACCAGUGGUAGCAGCCGCUGCUGCUGUGUCCCCCAGAGCGCAGUAACGGUUACCAGCGUCAACGGGCGAUAACGCAGGACGAUAGCGCAUGUGAUGUGCCGUUAUGUAUGUGUGAUGAACGGGACAGGACGUCCCACGUGACGUACCCUGCCGAGGUUGCACAGCCGGAGUGACAAGCGCGUCAGCCCACAUGCACUCAGCAAACUUGGACAGCAAUGGCGGACAUGUACGGGUAUUAUGAAAUACGACCUUGGCUGUCCUCAUUAGGCAUGUGGGCCGGAGUCAGUCAGGCGAGACCGGCUUAGGUGCCCUGCGCUGUGAAGCAGGGUCACUUGUGUGCCAUGACGCACAAACACACUCGCGGCCAGUUUUUAUACCCACAAACAGCCAGCUGGUUGAAGACACAUAUACAGCUUUGCUUCUGCAGGUUCUGCUUGUGCUGCUUAGCCUGAGGAGGUGGUGGAAGCCGAGACGUGUUUUGCUGGGACGCAAUCCUGCUAUUGUCAUGUGUUGAAGGGCCUGGCUUGCCUUGAUAAAUGUACGGUAGUCGGUUGUUGUGAUUACAGUUUCAACGGGUUUACUGCACUUAGGCGUUGUGGGCUCUGCCCCUUGUGGCUGGGGCUGGCUUUCUCUUGCUACGGUACCUCUUUUUACUUGUUGUGAAGGGCGAGCGUUCAUUUGGAUACUGGAUAUUGCUUUAGUGGGCGUUGCUUUCAGCGUUUUAGGCUGUCUGCCCUACUUCGUUGCAUGGCAUCUAAAUUGCCUAAACUGCCUAAACAAGUGACGGCCAUAAUGAUGGGUCUUGGCGUCGAAACCUGUACAGGUUUUUGUUAAGACGUGGGCCUGUUUCGAACUCAAGAAACAUUCAGUUUGGGGCGUCGUGAUCUUGCCCUUUUGCUUGGCUGCUGUGCACUACCACCACCAUCACUUACGUGCCUUCCGUUGGCAUACACCGGUGCGUGUGCAUUGUGCAAAUCCGGAUACGGUGGAGAUACCCAUCGCUGACCUACGGUGUGUGUUGUGCGUGGUGCCACCUUUGUCGUACAGUCUGUAUGGCAGCACGCUUUGUGUUCGUACACGCUCUUUUGUUAACGAGGUGCGCGAGAUAUACUGCAGUGUGCGUUGCGGUGAAACAACCGGCUAAACGACCACGAACCUCGACGUUUUGGACAUUUUUUCCUUUUUUCCUACGCUUCAGUGUGCGUUUGAGUUGACGAUAUUUGACUGUUGGUUCGCAAAAUGUCGACCGUGAUGUGUACGGCAAGUGGGAACAAGUAGACCACUAUACGGCGCUGCGUUAUGGGCUUUUAUGGGCAGCGUGUUUAGUCUUGGAAGGGACAUGGGACAAGGAUGAUAGACUGCCACAUCCGUGUCUAGUUUCUCCCAAGCAAUUAAUGGUUCAUGUAUAACCGUCGUC